CGCUGCCAGUAUGACCGCGACGAGUGUCAGGUGAACAAUGGCGGAUGCGAACACUCCUGCAAGAACACCGUGGGCUCCUUCAUGUGUUGCUGCAGCCCGGGGUACAGACUGAGGCGUGACGGCCGCACGUGUCAAGAUGUGAAUGAGUGUGAGUUUCACAACGGCGGAUGCUCUCACGAAUGUGCCAACACUGUGGGCUCCUACCGCUGUCUCUGUGGUCCCGGGAGCCGCCUGAUGCCCGACGGACGCACCUGUGUUGGUGAGGCUUCGUGUGGCGUGAGGAAUGGCGGCUGUGACCACUACUGCGACGACACCGCGGGCAGGCCAAAGUGCUCCUGCCGGCCCGGGUACAUACUUGGCCAAGACGGACGGCGAUGCGAGGCGGCGGAUCCCUGCGUGGUGGAUAACGGUGGCUGUCAACACAUCUGCCUAUAAGAGCAGGGCCGUGCACGCUGCACAUGUCAAAGAGGGUUUACUUUGGCUAACGAC
This is a messenger RNA of Scylla paramamosain (green mud crab), 489 nucleotides long. Its product is annotated as multiple epidermal growth factor-like domains protein 6. The coding region runs from base 82 to 435 and encodes 117 amino acids. The record is from RefSeq and is a predicted model, not a curated record. Gene Ontology annotation, molecular function: calcium ion binding. Lineage: Eukaryota; Metazoa; Arthropoda; Malacostraca; Decapoda; Portunidae. The transcript has 5 exons.